This is a messenger RNA of Leptopilina boulardi, 9292 nucleotides long. RefSeq lists its product as uncharacterized. Bases 1659 to 4844 code for a protein of 1061 amino acids. Gene Ontology annotation, molecular function: mismatch base pair DNA N-glycosylase activity; DNA binding. The transcript has 10 exons. Gene Ontology annotation, cellular component: nucleus. Gene Ontology annotation, biological process: base-excision repair, AP site formation. The record is from RefSeq and is a predicted model, not a curated record. Lineage: Eukaryota; Metazoa; Arthropoda; Insecta; Hymenoptera; Figitidae.
UUUAAUCGAGUGUUAAAUACAACAGCUUGUCACUAUGGUUAGUGGAUAAAAAUGAUUUUAGUGUUGUGUAACGUCAAAGUAAAAGUUUCGUUAAAAGAUGUUCGCCUUUAUUCGUACGAUCCUGUAUUUCCACCCACUCGUCAAGCGACAGGGUCAGACAUGGGCAAACUCACACAUUGAAACAUCUACUUGCACACAUUCUCUUCCUGCAAUAUUUACGUAAAUACGCACACGUUUGAAGUGAACUCACACAAGUACAAAAUAAUGUGCAUGUGCCUAGAGUUCUAGAGAGUAAAGAAUUGCUCGGGGAGAACAACAGGGAACAGCCUUGCAGCCAAGUUGGCUGUACAUUGUACAUGUGCACUAUACUGCAAUUGCUGGCCGUAGGCUGACGGUGACUAGAGAGAGCGAUAUAUUCUGUGCACAAGACAGCCAUAUGGGUAGGAUAUCAAGCGAGAGGUUAGAACAUUACGUUGGAGAGAGAUGCAGCCAGGGCCAGGUCAGUCAGGCUAGGCUAGGCUGCUGUAAUCAGCCGUGAAAGCACAAGCAGGCGCGAUUCCGAACUACAUAGCCGAGAAUCAACGAAUUAUUCCGAUGUUAUUCGAAGUUGACGGAAAUGCACGAAGUCUUGCCGAGCGAACAAAUUCAGCGAUACGGGCAAGCAGUGCGGCCGUUUCUGUCGCGGUUAAGUGACUAAGUAUAUUCAGUUAAUGUGCGUGCUUGUUUCUAUGAAAGGAAAAAGUGCAAAAUUAUCAUCGUCAUCGGAUUAACAUUAGUCGUUCAUGUAAAGAAGAAUUGUUGCGUCGUUUGUCAUUUGAACGACACUGUGUUUGUCCUUGCCUGAACAUUCGUAUACGGACGAAUGAUCAACGACGGGUGUGGUGAUCGUUUUGGGACAAGACCGUGUGACUCGAGAGGUUCGUUUGCAGAAUCGGAUAAUAUGUACUGAUGAGACAUCAAAGGUAAGAAUUGUGUGUGGCACUGGGAGAGGGUGUUGGCAGAAUCAAAUUUAUUUUUUUUCGAGAGAAAAAAUAUAAUGCACAACCAAGUGCUGUGGAAGUGAAGAUUGACUUUCUCAGAGCCGGUGUGGCAUCGGUUCGCCGAUCGCACCCGGGGCCUAUCCGGGCCACAAAUGCGUCGCGUGAUCACGUCAACUCUUGUGCUUUACAAAACUAUGUUAAAUUUGUGUCGUUCUCGACAUUGGAAUUAUUGUGAUAAAUUUUUAAGUGUAUAAAUUAUUGUUAAGCUUAAUUUAGUUUAAUACACCUCUAGUGACACGUUUCAAGCCCUUGAAAGGACUUUCGUGGAGAAAUAUGAUUUUCAUUUGUGAAUAGAAGUACAUUGCCGUAGCCGUCGGGUCAGGCAACUGUGAUCACCUGACAGUUUUUCUUCAAGGUUUCGCGAGUGUAUAAGAAGAAAAAGAAAAAAAAACCAAGUUACUAUUUGUUUUUACAGUUGAAUAUAAAUAAAAGAACUUAUUUUUGAGUGCCAUUUAAUGAAACACGUUCCUGGGUCAUUGGAUAUAGAGGUUAGACCCAAUUUUUGAUUUUUAUCAAAGUGCCGGUUUAUAUUUUGUGUUAUAUAUUGGAUAUAUCAACAACAUUUGUUGGAAGACGACCUGUUUUGUGUUGAAAACUUUAAAAAGGAUAUACAUAAAGAUGCAGGUGGCAACGCUCUUCAGGGAAAGCGCCAAUCUACUUGGUGCUUCGAGUUUGGAUCCCCCACAAACACACCACCAGACUCUACAACAACAACAGAUGCAACAACAAUCCGUUGACAUGCACAUGAAUCAUCACAUGCAACAUCAUUACAAAAUGUACCCUUCUCCAGUUCACAACGGUGGACAAAACGGACCGACAAUGAACUGUGGAGGAUCACAAGAUUUGGCAUUGAACCAGUUUGACCCACUUUUUAAUUAUUUAGGUGUAUUGGUGAAACAAGAAGCUGGAGAUGACGGUUAUGAGACGAGUCCAGAUCUUGAAAUGAGAAGUACUGGUGGUGACAGUAGCCAACAGUAUCAUACACCUCUAACACCACAUACACCACACACGCCACAUACACCUCAUACACCACUUACACCUAUAUCAGCAACACCGCACCAACCCCAGCAACCUGGUUCGACCGCCGCUCUUGGUCAGGUGGGAAUAAAAUGUGAGACACCAGUGGAUCCUUAUUCGUUUGUUGAUGAGGAAAUGUCAAUGGGUGGCAUAAGAACGGCAAGUAGUCCAGGAAUAAAUCCCGAUCCUAUGGCGUGUCCUGGAGGUACGCCGCCAGGUUUAGGAACUCGGACAGCAACGCCGCCAUGUUCCUUAUCGAAUCAACAUCAAAUGAAUUUAUUAAUGAACGGUGCUGUGAAUUCGCAAUUAGUUCAUCAACCGAAAAAACGCGGUCGAAAGAAAAAAUCUGAAAUGAUUUUAACGCCAGAAGAAGCGGAACUAGCAGAAGCUAAAAAGAAAGCCAAGACGUAUAAGGAGAGGAAGAAGCACGAUAGAUUCGAUGGAAUGCCGGAAGAGGAAGUUAGCAAACGUGUGUUACCGGAUCACCUUACCAAUAAUCUCGACAUCAUCAUAAUUGGUAUCAAUCCGGGUCUCUUUGCCGCCUAUAAAGGACAUCAUUACGCUGGACCAGGAAAUCAUUUCUGGAAAUGUCUACAUUUAAGUGGUUUAACUUCUGAACCUCUAACGGCAGACGAUGAUUACAAACUUCUACGUCUUGGCAUUGGCUUCACAAAUAUGGUAGCACGUGCUACAAAAGGCAGUGCAGACCUCACAAGAAAAGAAAUAAAAGAAGGGAGUCACAUUUUACUAGAAAAGUUACGAAAGUACAAGCCUAAGAUUGCCGUGUUUAAUGGUAAACUUAUUUAUGAAGUUUUUUCCGGUAAAAAGGAAUUUGGAUUUGGAAGGCAACCUAGUCUUGUCGAUGGAACAAAUACCUAUAUGUGGGUAAUGCCUUCAAGUAGCGCAAGAUGUGCACAAUUACCAAGGGCCGCUGAUAAAGUUCCAUAUUAUGCUGCAUUGAAAAAAUUUCGGGAUUAUUUGAAUGGAACAAUUCCACAUCUCGAUGAAUCUGACAUUGUUUUUGCCGAUUCAAAAUUAAAGAAAAAAGAAAUAGAAGGAGUUGAUGAUAAAAAAUCAAUGUUCACCGAUGAUUCAACAGUUGAUGGUGAAAAUAGAAUUGCAGACUUAAAUAGUGGAAUGAUGAAACACGAGUCUGGUUUGAUUCCCGGCAAGAAGAAACGUGGUAGACCAAAGAAAAUAAAAAAUCCCGAGGAUCAACCUCAGCCUGAUUGUGAAAAAAAUGAUCCCAGUGGUGAAGUGAUAAAAAAGCGACGCGGUCGACCUAAGAAAAUACAUCAACAACAAAAACAACAGGAAUUAGAAGUCAAAGAAAGAGAACAUCAUCAUCAUCACCAUCAUCAUCAUCAUCAACAGCAUCAAGUGAUGUCACAUCUUAACGAUGGUUAUGGAAAUGCGAUAUCAAAUUGUUUCUCACCGCCUCUAAUGUCGCCGCCAAAGCCAUUUGCUCACAUGGCACCAUAUUCGCAAUCAAUGAACGAACCGAGUUAUUUUGGCCAGGGCAUGAAUGACAGUCCAUAUGGCAUGAAUCCGAAGCACAGUCCCGUCCAUUUACAACAUUAUAGCCAAAGUCCAAAAUCCAUGUCCCUUUCAUUUACACAUUCGGAUCUCUCGUCGGAAAUCAAUACAGCAAUAUCAUCCGAAAAUAAUCUCGAACCAUCGCCAUUGACAUCGCCAAGUGUCGAGCAUCCUGAUUUUGAGCCACCAAGCAGUAUUUCUCAACAAAAUAUGAGCAAUGGACCAGGUUCAUAUAAUCCAGCAGUGAAUGGUGACAGCGGUCAUCACAGUAGUCCAGGAACUCCAUCGCAUUCAAGCUACACGAGUUACAUGAGCUAUCAUGAUCAGACGCCCGAAGCACAUAAUCCACAUCCCACACCAACGCCUUUGAGCCAAACUGGUGACGAGCACUCUCAUCAUUCUCAUCCAACGCCACCUCACAAUCAUCCCCAUACACCGACUCACUCUUCCAUGUCGCCACAUCAUCAUCCUCAUGAGCAAUAUACAAUGAAGAGAAACGGAAACCAGGAUGUCGCCUCAAAGAGUCUCAGUGAUUUAGAGUCUCUCGUUGAUCAAAUUCCAAGCAUAACUGACGGCGGUGGUCAACGACUACAACAUGGACAUCAAGGCAUACCUGACGAAUCACUCGCCGAUAAAAUGGAUUCCCAACAUCAAUCCUAUCUCUCAAAUUACGUUAAUGGCAAUAUGUCGAAUUACAGUCCACCUCUGCCACCAAGUGGCAAUGUAUAUCCUAGUCCUUUACAUCAUUCGCCAAGUGAUAAUUAUGGUUCACUUUAUGGAAUGAAUAAUCGUGAACCACAUCAUCAACAACAGCAACAACACAGUAAAUCCUAUACUGUGGAAAAUCUUGCAUCAAGUAAUUAUACACCAAGUGCAAAUCAUCCGGGUAAUUCAUAUCCAAACAUUAUACCAAGCCCCCAUUAUCCAGUACCAAUGGGAUCGCCCAAUAGUUACCUUUUCAGUGGAUUAGAUUCUAGUCUGAUGCAACGUACUUAUGGAAUGGGUGGCAUGAGCGGAAUGGGCGGUAUGCAUCCCUCUCUUGGACACAUGUCCAAUCCUUAUUCAUACAAUGGUUCGUAUUCAAGUUCAUUUGAUGCUUAUCCAACUCCUCCAGCGGGAAUUCAUGCACCUAGUGCAAAUUAUGCAAGUUACGCGGCUCCCGGUACACCCGGACCAGGUAGUUCCACGCCACCGUCUUACCUUCCAUCACAUCAUAGACCACCUGUUGACCUUAGUUACGAUGGUGUAUGAUAGACAGUGUAAAAGAAAAAAAAAAAAAUUUAACCAAAAUGCUAUUCCAUGGAAGUAUAAUCUUUUCUACGUAUUUUUACACGUUGAACUAUGUUUCGCGCGUCUAUCGCUCUGGACGUGCGAAAAAAAAAUGGUGGUGCGCGUAACUUGUGAAUAGAAAAAAAAAAAAAAAAAUGAGGAAAAGAAACAAAAAAAAAAACAUUGAGCUAGAAAACGCCGCUAUUUCUUUUUGUCUCAUUUAAAUAUAAGUGUGUAAUAUUAUAUAUAAAUAGUAUAUAUAUAUAUAUAUAAAUAUAUUUCGAAUUUUCAGUAGUCUCGAAUCAAGUUGCAAUAUAUUCGAACGGAAAUAAAUAUCUGUAUUUCGUUGAAUAGAAAUCUAUUUAGAUAGAUUUUCAGGUUUAAGGCUUCGCACUCAGACUUCAAGUCUACGAAUGAAUCAUUUUUAGAAAAAAUUAGGUAAUAUGUUAUUUUUUCUAUGUUUAAGGAAACAUUCUUUUCUUUGAAGCAUUUUGCUUAUUUCACAAUUUAUUUAAUGGUUAUUCAAGAAGAUACCUUUUAUAUGGUAUUUUUAGGGGACGCUGGAUUAUCCCACAAAUUAUUAGUUUGAAUUUCUAUUUACAAUUUUAUAAAUUCGAAUUUUCAUGCUAAAGAAUGUUUUGUAUUUAAUGAAAUUUCAAAUUUUAGAAAAAAUGGCAAAUUUUUUUUAGUGGAAAUUUUAUUAUAAAUGAAAAUUCAAUAAACGAGAGAAACUGACAUAUAAAAAUUCUGUUAAAGAAGAAUUUGGUUUAAUAUAAAUAUUCUAUUUAAUAAAAUUCGAAUAAAUAGAAAUGAAUGAAUAAAUUUCAAAAUACAAGAAAUUCAAACUAAUAAACUUAAAAGUAUUUGCAUUUUUUUUUUAGUAUUUUUUUCUUAAAACUGCUAACAAGAAACUCGAUUAUUUUGCAAAUAUUUCAAUUUUUGAAUUUUUUUGAAUUUGAAUUCUAUUUGUAAUUUUUAUUUAAAUACAAAUAAUCUCAACCAAAAAACAAUUUUAUACAGAAAAAAAGAAAAUAAUAACAUGAAUUAAUUUUAAUAUAUUAUUUAUUAUCACGAUUUUUUAAAAUUAAUUUUUAAAAUAUCGAGAUUAAAUAUUAUAUCACUAAAAUUAUGCAUGUUUAAUUAAAAAAAUAUUCUGAGACUUGAAGUGUGAGGAAUUUUAAUUUUUGAAUUAAUGCCGCCUUCGGUUUAGGAAUUUCUUCCAAUUAAUUUCUUUUUUUUUGUUUUUUUUUUAUAAUAUAUAAAUCGAAAUUGUGGAGGAAAAAAAAGUUUUGAAUUAGCUGAAUGAUAGGCAACGAAAUAUCAUUUAUUUCAUCGAUAUUUAAAAUAUAAACCAAUAAAGACAUAAAAUUAAAUAUCUAAGGCAGUAAUUAAGAACGUAUGGGCUGUUUAUUAAUCGGCAUAUAUUCAUAUAUUUGUGUUUCGUGAAUUUUUUUAUGUUCCAAAAAAAAAAAAAGAAAUGGACGCAAAUUAUUUCACUGAUACAAUUUUUUGAAAGAAACCGUGAUAUUAAUUUUAUAUUUAAAAUCCACUGCGAUAUUUAAAAGAAAAAAUUUUUAAUCUAUGUUUUUAAUAGUUAAUGAAAGAUUAUUAUUAUUAACAAUUGUUUUGUCUUGAAAAAUUGAUUUAUUUGGUUACUAACCAAAAGCUUAACUUUGAUGAUUAGUUUAUCUUAUAAGAAAUUUAUUGUUUGUAUAACUAUACUAAAUUUUAAAUUUGAAAAUAAUAUACAUAUAGUAGUUUUGUGCUCGUAAUUUCGUAAAAAAAAAAAAAAAAAACGUGACACAAAGUUACUGCUUGUUCAAUUGUUAUUAUUCAAUUCUUUAUUAAUGUAGUGAUAAUUAUUGUCAAACUUGGUAGAAUAUAUAACAAAUUAUUUUUAAAAAAAUAAUCAAUAUCAUUUUGUUAAUUAAUGAUUGUAGACAAUGAUUUUUUUUGUAUAUGUUUAGCAAGUUAAUCUUAUAUUAUUUGGAGUUAUCUUGAGCUAAAAAUAAAAAAAAAAAUUUUAUUGAAAAAAGUAAAAGAACAAUUAUGCGUCUUCCCGAAAACGCCACUGCCAAAAUCAACCCAUGCGUUCACACAUCGAGGUCUGAUUGGUCUUUAAUUGCAUUGAAUUUGCGACUUCGUUCAAUAGAAUACAGAAAAAAGAAAAAUUGUUUUUAAUAAUUCAGCUAAACAUUUUCUGCAAUAUAUAUAUAUAUUUUUUUUUAAAGAGGCAUUUAUUUUUUUCUGAUUGAAAAUUUUUUAUUUUUCUUUAUUCUUUUUUUUGUAGAAGCAAAUACUGAAGUUGUAACUUCAAUUUUUAUUAAUGACUGAUAUUGCAAUUGAUUAAUGAUUUUUGGUGCAUGUUAGAUAGAGACAUAUAUGCCAAAUUCAGGUGAUUGCGUAAAUUGUAAUUUUCAAUGGAAUAAUCAUUGUACCCUGUCAUGUGCAACUUAGGGGUUUCUCAAUGAUGAUAAAUUGAAAAAUCUUCUUUUUCAUUUUGUGCAAAUUUUCAAAGUCACAUUGUAAUUUUAUAAAUAACACGAGUUGUCGUUGCUUCACAUAUAUUUUAAUUUAACAUUUAUUAUUAUUAUUAUAAGCUUUUUGAGAAUGAAGAAAAUCAGAGAGUCUUUUUUUUUAAACGUAAUUUAAUUUCUAAAUUUAAAUUUUUGCAGAAAAUGUUGAGCUUAUUAUUUUCAGAUAUUUAAAAAAAAAAAAAAUAAACACUUAUUCUAUUUGUACUUUCUGUAAUUUUCUUUUCGUUCUUCAAUGCGGCGUUUAGGCGGCAAUACAACCUCGCGAUGUAAUUUAAGUCUGUUGACAUGUUAAAUUUACCUAAACGUAAUUGUUUUUUUUUUCUAACUAGUCGACAAACUGUAAAUGCAGUUUUGAACUUACGGUGCUCUUUUUAAGCGCGAUGUAUCACGCUGUGAAUGUUACUAUGCAUGAUAAACGAUCGGUUUUAAAUAUUCUUUCUCUAUAUACAAAAAAAUAAGUGAUCUGAAAUAAUCAGGCUUUCAUAAAAACUUGUAUAUCUUAUCUAGAUAAAGAUAGGAAAUCUGUCAAAAUGUUUAAGCGAAACAAAAAUAAAUAAAUAAAGAUAUCUGAAAUACAAAAGAUGUCAUAUAUUUAAAGAUAUUAUAGAAUUAGAAAAGCGGACUCUAAAUACACCGUUCAACGAAAAUACCUACAAUUGUUUCAAAUAACCCGUGUUGCAAAAUAGAAAACUUUGUGCUGUAAAAAAAAAAAAACGAAUCCAGUGUACAUUGUAAAAAUUAUAGAACAAUUUUACGUAUACAACCAUCAAAGUUGAACGAAAAAAAAAGAAAACACGUUUUUAUCGUUGUUAAUGUUAAUUUUACCAGAAUUAUAAUUUCGUUCAAACUAAGGGCAAUUAAAAAAAUAAAUAAACUACCAGUAAUAAUGAUAAAAAAAAAAAUAUAUGAAAAAUAGUAAGUAAAAUCGUUGUAAAUUUUUAACAAUAAUUUCUAAUAUUGUAUAUGAGAAUCAGGAUAAAAUAAUUUAUCACGUUUUUCUUCAUUACAAUUUUAAAUAUUAAGUAUUAAAAAAAAACAAAAAAAAUUCUAAUAAUGUUACCGACAGAUUUCGAGUGCCAUGAUAAAAAAAAAAAGAAUAAUAUCGUGGCCGUGAAUUCAGAUUUGUAAAACAAUUGUUUUAUUAAAUCUUAAACAUAAUAUGUUUUAAAAAUCAUUCAUUAUUCACAUCAUGUACUUAGCUGAUAUUAUUAAGUUACCUUUCGUCAAGUUAAAAGUUUAUAAAAUUUAUUUAGUACACUAAGUAAUAUAUUGACAAUUUAAUUUCCUAUAGACACUGAAAUGGAAAAAAAAAAUAAUAAUAUUAUAGAAUUUGAUAACGAAUAUGUAACGAGCAGCAUCAAAAAAAGAAUAUUCAAUACUCACAUUUGCAUUUUGAUUCUUCAUUAUUAUACAAUAACUCGUAGACAUACCCGUGAUAUAGAUAAUCAGUAUUAUAUACCAACCGAUUGGAAUAAUCAGAUUUCUUACUUAAAAAAAAAAAAUAAAUAAAUAAUUCCUGCAUCGUGAAAAAGUGGUGGCAAAGUAGAGUCCGCAAAUAAAAAUACUUUUCCAAAGAAGUUGAGAAAAAAAUUUUAAUAUUGGUAAUGUGUGAAAUUGUAAUAAUAAUACUUAUAUUAUAUGAACCGAUCGAAAAUACCGCGGCGUGUACACUGAACGCUCGCUCACCAUUACACGUGCAAUAACGUCUCGAGUUAAAUGAAAAAAAAAAAAAAAUUUAAUGUAAUUAUAAAUUUAGAAAAAAAAAGUACGCAACUAGGCGAUAUGCCUACGUCCGAAUGGGAAGGAGUAUGUGAGUGUUUUCUUUUUUUUCCAUUGAAUGUGAAUUUUUGGAGUGAUAAUUUUCAGCAAAAAAAAAAAAAAAAAAAAAAGAAA